AUGAAAUCAUUCAUCGCUAUCGUUUUUUUCGCCGUUUUGGCUUUAGCUUCAGCUCAAUAUUAUGGUCACGGUGGCUAUAACCGUGGUUUGGUUGGUGGUUACGGAAAUUACGGUGGUCACUCUGGUUUAAUUCGUGCUAGUCCGGUUGGUUACGCUGCUCCAGCUUACGGUGCACAUGGUCUUGGUCUUGGUGCUUAUGGAGCUGGUCAUCGUGGUUUGGCUCUCGGUGGUGGUUAUCCAGGCGCUUAUGGCCGAUUCCAUGGAUAA
Dermatophagoides farinae (American house dust mite) is the source of this 267-nucleotide messenger RNA. NCBI's taxonomy places the organism in Eukaryota, Metazoa, Arthropoda, Arachnida, Sarcoptiformes, Pyroglyphidae. The record is from RefSeq and is a predicted model, not a curated record.